Molecule: messenger RNA, 2684 nt
Organism: Phyllostomus discolor (pale spear-nosed bat)
Lineage: Eukaryota; Metazoa; Chordata; Mammalia; Chiroptera; Phyllostomidae
Gene: ACSL5
Product: acyl-CoA synthetase long chain family member 5
Exons: 22
Coding region: 308-2407 (699 amino acids)
Biological process (GO): long-chain fatty acid metabolic process
Cellular component (GO): mitochondrion; membrane; endoplasmic reticulum
Molecular function (GO): arachidonate-CoA ligase activity
Source: RefSeq, a predicted model, not a curated record
AGCCAGGGGAGACUCCAGCGGCAGCUCUCUUCCUCCUGGCCAGACGCUUCCACUUUCAGUUGCGAGAGAAAGAGCAGGAAGUGCAGUCCCCAAGCGAGCGAGCACGCUGGAGAGCCAGGCAUGGCCUAGCUCGGGGCAGGGCGGGCAGGGCAGACCUGGGGCGCUCUGAGCCGGGCCCUCUGCCUGCAUGGGUGCUCUGAGGCCACGCUGUCCCUGGAGGAGGCAGGGGUGAGGGGAGCAGGGCAGGGACUCAUGUGCCAGGAAGGACUCCGAGCCAGGAAGCCCCGUUUGCUGGAACCACCAAGAGAUGCGGCCCCCUUCACAGGGCCUGAAUUUCCUGCUGCUAUUCACAAAGAUGCUUUUCAUCUUUAACUUCUUGUUUUCCCCGCUUCCAACCCCGGCACUGAUCUGCCUCCUGACCUUCGGAGCUGCCAUCUUCCUGUGGCUGAUCAACAGACCUUACCCCGUCUUGCCUACUGUUGAUCUGGACAACCAGUCGGUGGGAAUUGAGGGAGGAGCACGGAGGAACGCUUACCAGAAGAACAAUGACCUGCUAAGCUACUACUUCUCAGAUGCCAAGACAUUGUAUGAAGUUUUCAAAAGAGGACUUGCUGUGUCUGACAAUGGGCCUUGCCUGGGAUACAGAAAACCAAACCAGCCUUACAGAUGGCUGUCCUACAAACAGGUGUCUGAUCGAGCAGAGUACCUGGGCUCCUGUCUCUUGCAUAAAGAAUAUAAGCCAUCACAAGACUCUUUCGUUGGCAUCUUUGCUCAGAACAGGCCAGAGUGGAUCAUCUCCGAGUUAGCUUGUUACACAUACUCCAUGGUGGCCGUCCCCCUGUAUGACACCUUGGGAGCAGAAGCCGUCAUAUACAUUAUCAAUAAGGCUGAUAUUGCUGCUGUGAUCUGUGAUACCCCCCAAAAGGCAUCGGUCCUGCUGGAAAAUGUGGAGAAGAGCCUCACUCCAGGCCUGAAACUGAUCAUCCUCAUGGACCCCUUUAACGAGGACCUGAAAGAAAGAGGGGAGAAGAGCGGAGUAGAGGUCUUAGCCUUGGCUGAUGCUGAGAACAUAGGCAAAGAGAAUUUCAGAAAACCCGUGCCUCCUGAACCAGAAGACCUGGGCAUCAUCUGCUUCACCAGUGGGACCACAGGCGACCCCAAAGGAGCCAUGCUAACCCACCAAAAUGUUGUUUCAAAUGCUGCUGCUUUUCUCAAAUGUGUGGAGGAUACUUUUGUGCCCACACCUGAAGAUGUGGCCAUAUCCUACCUCCCCUUGGCUCACAUGUUUGAGAGGGUUGUACAGACCGUCGCCUACUCUUGUGGAGCCAGAGUUGGAUUCUUCCAAGGAGAUAUUCGGCUGCUGCAGGAUGACAUGAAGGCUCUGAAGCCCACGUUGUUUCCCGUGGUUCCCCGCCUCCUUAACAGGGUCUACGAUAAGGUUCAAAAUGAAGCCAAGACACCCUUGAAGAAGUUCUUACUGAACUUGGCUAUCUCCUGUAAAUUCAGUGAAGUGAAAAGGGGUAUCAUCAGAAACAACAGUCUGUGGGACAAGCUCAUCUUUGCGAAGAUCCAGAACAACCUGGGCGGGAAGGUGCGCAUCAUGGUCACUGGAGCAGCUCCCAUCUCGGCUCCCGUCCUGACCUUCCUGCGGGCGGCACUGGGAUGUCCGGUGUUUGAAGCAUAUGGUCAAACAGAAUGCACUGCUGGCUGCACGUUUACAACCCCUGGGGACUGGAAACCAGGCCACGUCGGAGUCCCCCUGGCUUGCAACCACGUGAAGCUGGAAGAUGUGCCGGACAUGAACUACUUUUCAGUGAAUGGUGAAGGAGAGGUCUGCAUCAAGGGCACCAACGUGUUCAAAGGCUACCUGAAGGACCCCGUGAAGACGGAGGAAGCCCUGGACGAGGAUGGCUGGCUGCACACGGGAGACAUCGGGCGCUGGCUCCCGAAUGGAACUCUGAAGAUCAUCGACCGGAAAAAGAACAUUUUCAAGCUGGCCCAAGGAGAAUACAUUGCUCCAGAGAAGAUAGAAAAUAUCUACAUCAGGAGUAGGCCGGUGCUGCAAGUGUUCGUACACGGGGAAAGCUUACGGUCAUCCUUAGUAGCGGUGGUGGUUCCCGACACAGACUCGCUCCCCUCAUUUGCGGCCAAACUUGGGGUUAAGGGCUCCUUUGAAGAACUGUGCCAAAACCAGGCCAUCAAGGAAGCCAUUUUGCAAGACAUGCUGAAACUUGGGAAAGAGGGUGGCCUUAAGUCCUUCGAACAGGUCAAGAGCAUCUAUCUCCAUUCAGAGCCAUUUUCCAUUGAAAAUGGGCUCUUGACACCAACACUGAAAGCAAAGCGGGCAGAGCUUUCCAAGCAUUUCCAGACCCAAAUCAACAGCCUGUACGAGGCCAUCCAGGAGUAGAUCAGGGCUACUACUGGCGACUAAAUCUGUUCCCUAGAGUCCGCUGUGGGGGCAGGAGUUGAGACACUGUCGAGUGCACUUUCCAGUAAAUGCAGCGAAGCACUGAGCAAGAUCCCCCCGAGCUGGGAGCGAAGGCCAGUGGGGAAGCCGGGCCCGGCACAACAGCCUCGUCUCCCGUGAGCGCCAGUUCCGGCUCCAGUUUACCCCCGACAACACGUGUUGCUUCCACUUGUAAAUCUUUAAAGUCCUUAAAAUAAUAAACUAUUGCAGAUAUGUA